Molecule: messenger RNA, 283 nt
Organism: Staurois parvus
Lineage: Eukaryota; Metazoa; Chordata; Amphibia; Anura; Ranidae
Source: the annotation of a GenBank genome assembly
CAUGGGGCCCCCGGGCAAAUAGGGGAUCAUGGGGCCCCUGUGUCCUUGCCCAAACUCAAAAAAGCCUAUGAAAAAGGUACCAGGGGCAUCUCAUGGGGCCCCCUACUGACCCCGGGCCCUCGGGCAGUGCCCGAGUUUCCAAAUGGUCAGUCCGCCCCUGAUCCACCAGCCUAGCAAGUCAACCAAGGACAAAUGUUGCAAAGAGUUACAUUGUAACAUUUGGUCCGUACAUAUAACAUAGUUGACUUGAGUAGCUCCAAAGCAUGAGCACAGCAAAAGAAAA